Molecule: messenger RNA, 2794 nt
Organism: Nothoprocta perdicaria
Lineage: Eukaryota; Metazoa; Chordata; Aves; Tinamiformes; Tinamidae
Gene: TTC14
Product: tetratricopeptide repeat domain 14
Exons: 12
Coding region: 1-2409 (802 amino acids)
Molecular function (GO): nucleic acid binding; protein binding
Source: RefSeq, a predicted model, not a curated record
AUGGACCGGGAGCUGCUGCGGCAGGCGCUGAGCUACCACGGCCCCGCGCUGCUGGCGCUGCUGCGCGCCGAGCAGCACGACAACCCCGACUUCCGCGGGCUGCUGCCGCCGCCCGGCGUGGCGCUGGAGCCGCCCCGCGGCGCCCCGCACUCGCCGCCCGCCUGGAAGGAGAGGCCGAGCACCGAGGCCGAGAUCCAGCGCUUCAUCGCCAGGAAGGCCGAUCUGCUCUUUGCCCAGUCGUGGCAAACCAACGGGCCCAUGUCCGACAUCCUCGAGGAGAAUGAAGAGUACUGCGCCGUUAUGCCGCCCCUGGAGCGGUUCAUGGACGUGCCCAGCGAGCAGAGGCGGGAGCUCUUCUUUCGAGACAUCGAACGUGGCGAUAUUGUGAUCGGGAGGAUCACUUCAAUCCGUGAAUUUGGCUUUUUCAUGGUGCUGAUUUGCCUGGGAAGCGGUAUCAUUCGGGAGAUCUCGGAUAUAGAAAUCACUGCUCUUUGUCCGUUGAGAGAUGUGCCUUCUCAAAGCAACCAUGGAGAUCCUUUAUCAUAUUAUCAGACUGGAGACCUUAUUAAAGCUGCAGUCAAGGAUGUUGAUCGUUACCAUCAGAAGCUCACGAUCUCGCUUUACAGCUCGGUUCUUCCGCCCAGUCUCUGUAGUACAAAACUCGGAGUAAUUACCUCUGAUGAUUUUCCAUUACAUUACAAGCGAAGCAUGGAAGUUGCCAAUUCAUUAGAGACAUAUGAAGAGGUUUUGCAUCGUUCUCCAGGAUUUGCUAAUCCAUCAGUGAUUGAAUAUUUAGCAGAAAAACUAGGAUUAAGUGAAUCAAACCCACCAUCUUUGAUGAGAGGUCUUCAAAUGAAAAAUUUCAAUGAAGAAGAUUUUGCACCUGCAUUGAGGAAAAGGCAGUCUGAAUCUUGGGCCUUAAAAUGUGUGAAGACUGGAGUUGAUUAUUUUAAGGAUGGGCGCCAUGUGGAAGCCAUGAAUGAGUACAACAAGGCCCUGGAAAUAGACACAGGGAAUGUGGAAGCUUUGGUAGCCCGUGGGGCUUUGUAUGCAACAAAAGGAAGUCUAAACAAAGCCAUAGAUGAUUUUGAGAUUGCAUUAGAAAACUGUCCCACCCACAGAAAUGCAAGAAAAUACCUCUGUCAGACUCUUGUGGAGAGGGGYGGCCAGUUGGAAGAGGAAGACAAACUAGUAAAUGCUGAGAGUUACUAUAAAAAAGCCUUAAGUCUGGAUGAGACUUUCCAGGAAGCAGAAGAGGCCUUAGCAAAGCUCCGUAAGCACAUGCAGAAAUCUUUGGAAAUGAGGGAGAAGCAAGCUGCAAAAGAAGAGAGAGAGAAAGAAAAAAAAGUAGAAACAAGUGCAGAAAAAUUGCGUAAGCUCUUAAAAGAAGAGAAAAGGUUGAAGAAGAAAAGGAAAAGAUCAACUUCCUCCUCCUCUUCCUCUUCGUCCUCUUCCUCAUCCUCUUCCUCCUCAUCUUCAAGUGACUCUUCAUCAGAUGCAUCAUCAUCUUCGUCCUCGUCGUCCUCUUCCGGUCACAAAAAACGCAAGAAAAAGCAUCGAAAUAAAUCCGAGUCUUCCCGCAGCUCCAAAAAGCACUCAUCUAGAUCUUCACAUUAUAAAGAUCAGGUUAGGAAAGAUGAGUGGUAUUCGCCUCCAGCUGAUACCUCUGCUUCCUUUCUUAACCAAAGGUUUGAAGUGGAAAAACUGCUGGAAAGGCAGGACAGCUUAGUGUAUCCAAAAACAGAGGUAAGAGAGAGAGAAAGACACUGUUCUCUAUCGAGGACUUCAGCUGAGGAUGAAGACACUUUUGGAGGUAGGUCUGAAGAUUCAAGAGAUUACUAUAGUAGCUCCAGAACUCAGGCAAGUACUAGCAAAUAUGAAAAAUAUGAUAAACCAGACAGAUUUUUCUCCAGUAGGAGGAGUUCAUCAGGUUUUUGUUAUAAGACAGAUGAUAAAACUAAGAUGCAUUAUUUUAGGAAAUUAGACAGGGAAUUAGAGGGGAGAAGGGAACCGUUUAAAAGAUACGGCUCAGGUCAAUACAGAUAUUAUGCAUCUCCAGCAGGGUCUGACUAUUCUGGCAAGUCAGUGGGAAAAUACAAAUCGUAUUCUAGCACUUAUYUACGUGACAGCAAUAAAAGUUAUGAUAAUAAUAAACAUCUAUUAAGUCACCAUAAAGAUGAAAGGAGAGGGUAUGGAUAUAGAGAAAGAAGUGAUGAGGAGACUGAGGAGGCUGAGGAGACUAAGGAGACUAGUAGCACAACAAAGGAAGUGGACGAGGAAGCUACUCUAAAUAGUCAAGAACAAUCAGAAAGUGGCAUUAAAAGAAACCUGCCCCAGAACUUAGUUAAAAUAUUCAAUCAAAUUGCUGAAUUUGAGAGGGAAAAAGGAAGUAAGCAGAAGAACCAGUAAAAUACCUAGAAAAUGGUAUUAUGCUGGAUUAAAUACAUUUUUUCAGGUAUGUGUUAAGAAAAAUAUAUCCCCUUUAAAUGCAUAUGAAAAGUGAUAAUAAAGCAGAAUCUGUUCUGUUGUGCAGAAUGUGUGGCAAAUAUUCUUUAAGGUAAAGAGGUUGUAUGGAGGAAAAAGAGAUGCAGGGAUGUCUCAAAUAAUAAUUCUAAUUUAAAUCAAAGUUACUUGUAUUCUUGGGAUGUUCCUGUUCAAUAUUCUUAGUAUGACUGGGUGAAAUUUUAAUCUUUUGAUGCCCUUAAGCUGUAGUUAGUUGUGUGACUCGCAUCAUAUAUGCACUUUAAUGACAGGUGGUUUUUCUUCUUCCUUAGGGGUACUAUUGACUGUUAAC